Messenger RNA from Labeo rohita (rohu), 3965 nucleotides. RefSeq names its product glycophorin C (Gerbich blood group) (gene gypc). The record is from RefSeq and is a predicted model, not a curated record. Lineage: Eukaryota; Metazoa; Chordata; Actinopteri; Cypriniformes; Cyprinidae. Gene Ontology annotation, cellular component: cortical cytoskeleton; membrane. The transcript has 4 exons. The coding region runs from base 299 to 595 and encodes 98 amino acids.
UAAAGCAACAUGUUAAGGGUGGAGUGUGCCGAAAGGGGAAGUUCACAUGCUAUACAUUUAAACUUAACGGAUCUAAAAACAGACCUCUGCUAUGAAUUAUGAUAUUAUUUCCAUCCUGUUAGAAAGUGAAAACACAGCUGAGCCUGACCAGAGGAAGUAUUUCUGUUCCUAGAAAAGAGCUUGCAGGCUGUGAGAGAACUUGUUGCAGAACUGCUAAGGAAAAGUUGACAUCUCAUCAUCCCUGAGAACACUCUCCCACAGCUGUCCCCCUCAAUCUCACUGCCAAAUAUUCCUUCACAUGUCUGUAAUGGCCAACUCCACAGAACGUAGCGUAACCCCUACUGAAAGCAAAUCUGACACAUCUUUUCAGGGACCAUACUUUGAAGCCAUAGUUGGAGUUGUCAUUGCUGUGGUGAUUCUGGUCCUGUUCCUCCUCCUGGCCGUCAUUCUGCGAUACAUGUACAAGCACAAGGGCACAUAUCAUACCAAUGAGGCCAAGGGCACAGAGUUUGCAGAGACAGCAGACGCUGCUCUGCGUGGAGACCCUGCCCUGCAGGACGCCAUGGAUGAGAGCAAGAAAGAGUAUUUCAUAUGACACACAAUAGCUGGCCCUUUAUACACUUCAUUUAAUAAACUCCUACAGGCUCACAUGAUGCCUCAAUCCUGUUUGCUGGAGCAGUGAAGUAACUGACUGAGCUCCCCGCAAACAGAAACAAACAAGAAGAGUAUUGUGAAAUUCCUCUAUAUUUCAAUAUCUGAGAUUUUAUCUGUUUAUAUUUAUUGUUUCCUGAAAAAAAGGUAACAUGCCACACUCCUUGUAAAGCUGAGUGUCUGAACAAACAUCAGCUCAGGAGAAUGAGAUGGUAUUAAGAUGAAAGAAAGAAAAGUUUUUGAUUUUAUUAGACAGAAUAUGAAUGUGAAUGACAGGUAAUAUUAGAAGACAUUUAAAUGUAACAUUUUAAGAACGUUGAGGAAAAAAACCAAGAAGAAUGUGAAAUUGAUUUAAUUACUAUUUUCUAUAUACUGUAUAUGACACAUGUGACCCUGGACCACAAAACCAGUCUUAAGUAGCAUGGGUAUAUUUGUAGCAAUAGCCAAAAAAUAACACUGUAUAUCAAAACUUAAGUUUUGAUUAUUAAUAUGCAUUGCUGAGAACUUUAAAGGCGAUUUUUCUCAGUAUUUAGAUUUUUUUUUGCACCCUCAGAUUACAGAUUUUCAAAUAGUUGUAUCUCAGCCAAAUAUUGUCCUGACCUAACAAACCAUACAUUAAUUGAAAAGCUUAUAUAUUUAGCUUUCAGAUGAUCUAUAAAUCUCAGUUUCGAAAAAAUUGACCCUUACGACUGGUUUUGUGGUCCAGGGUCACAUAUAUAAGAAUCAGGGAUCAGAUUCAUGAAUAUCUUCUUAAGUAAGAAGUUAAAUUCUAAAAAGUUUGUUUAUUUUCUUAAGAACAUCUUAUUUUUUAAAGAUGAAAAUGGCUUUUGGUCAGGGGUGCCCGAAGUUGGUCUUGAGGACCAGUGUUUUGCAGAGUUUGCCUAAACACACCUGCCUGGAAGUUUCUAGUGUGCUUAUUAAGAGCUUGAUUAGCUGGUUCAGGUGUGUUUAUUUGGGGCUGGAGCUAAACUCUGCAGGAUACCAGCCCUCCAGGUCUGAGUUUGGGCAACCCUGGCUUGGUGUUGUCUGAUUGUAUGGCAGUUCUUGCCAAAGACUCGCCGUUCAACUUAAUGCAAAACACUUCAAGAUCGCAGAUUACCGUAAUGAUCGUAAUAAACAUGCACACUCUUUACUUUGUGAGAGGCGUUAUGGGAGUCCAGUAUUCAAUGUCACGCUUUUAAUGCACUGUGUAUUUAAAAUAGUUAGUUUUAAAGAGCCUGUCAAGAUUGCACUCUCUCUUCCACUUGAACCAGAACAUAAAACUCGUUAUUCAGCAAUUUAGCAUGUAAGAACAUUUAUAUAAACAAUAGGAAAAAACUGUGGGCAAAAAGCCAUUGGGUUUUUAGAUGCAGAAAAGUCAACCCAUAUUAAAGAAGUCCACUUCCAGAACAACAAUUUACAAAUAAUUUACUAGCGUCCUUGUCAUCCACAAUGUUCAUGUCUUUCUUUCUUCAGUCGUAAAGAAAUUAUGUUUUAUGAGGAAAAACUUCAGCAUUUUUCUCCAUAUGAUGGACUGCUAUGGUACCCCGAUUUUGAACUACCAAAAUGCAGUUUAAAUGCGGCUUCAAACAAUCCCAAAUGUGGUUGUAAAUGAUCCCAGCUGAGAAAGAAGGGUCUUAUCUAGCGUAACGAUCGGUUAUUUUUUAAUAAAAAUAAUACAAUUUCUAUACUUUUUAAUGUCAAACGCUCGUCUUGUCUUACUCUGCCUGGACUGUUUUUGUUCUGGUUCGUGACAGUUAGGGUAUGUCGAAAAACUCCCAUCUCAUGUUCUCCCUCAACUUCAAAAUCAUACUAUAUCGCUGUUUUACCUUUUAAGGGUGUUUGAUCUUUUUUGCAUGUUUACUUUGCAAAGACUGUGUUGGUACUUCUGCAGCAAUGUAGGAUAAUUUUGAAAUGAUUUUUGAAGUUAAGGGAGAAAAUACGAUUGGAGUUUUUCAACAUACCCUAACUGUCCAUUUUAAGACCCUUCUUCCUCGGCUGGGAUCAUUUAAAACCGCAUUUGGGAUCGUUUAAAGCCACAUUUAAACUGCAUUUUGGAAGUUCAAAAUCGGGGCACCAUAUCAGUCCAUUAUAUGAAGAAAAGUGCAGAAAUGUUUUCCUCAGAAAACAUAAUUUCUUUACGACUGAAGAAAGAAAGACAUGAACAUCUUGGAUGACAAGGGGGUGAGUACAUUAUAUGUGAAUCUUUGUUUUGGAAGUGGACUUUUCCUCUAACUCUCAGAAAAAAAUUUAAGCUGUCACUGGGGUGAUACCUUUUCUAAACGGUGUAUAUCAACACCAUAAAAUUGAUAGUUCACCCAAAAAUGAAAGUUCUGUAAUUAAUUACUCACCCACAUGUUACAAACCUGUAAGACCUUCGGUCAGACCUUCAGAACACAAAUUACGAUUUUAUAUUUUGGAAUAAAGUUGUUAUUUUUGUUUUCUUUUCGUAGAAAAAGUAUUCUCAUAGCUUCAUAACAUAACGGUUGAACCACUGAUGUCACGUGGACUGUUUUAUCGAUGUCCUUCCCUGUGCACACACAUCACGGAGAAGUCUAUUUGACAUUUACAUCUGGAACACAUAUUUUUUUAGAACAUCUGCAAUACAUCUAUAGGACGUUUCCUAUCAGAUGUCAAAUAGACGUCUAUUAGAUGUCUUCAAGAUGGUUAUUAUUUAGAAUGUAUGUAAAACUGACAUCUUACAGACGUCUGUCAGAUGUAACAGAUGCUGUCCAGAUCAAGUGAUCUUUAACAGACAUCUCGCAGACGUACGUGUGUACGUUACUACCUUUGUAGACACUGAACAUGGUAGUUGCAUUGCUGUCUAUAUAUGCAGGGUCAGAAAGCACUCGGAUUUCACCAAAAAUAUCUUUAUUUGUGUUGUAAUAAAGGUCUUACGGAUUUGGAACGACAUGAAGGUGAGUAAUUAAUGACAGAAUCUUUAUUUUUUGGGUGAACUAUUCUUUUAAAGGUACAUAUUCAUACUUAAAAGGCACAUAUUUGUACCUUUUGAAGGCGUACGACCACAGUGACCGCAUUUGUACCUUUAUUUCUGAGAGUGUAGGUGUUAAUCACGUGCAUUGUUUUGUUCUUACUGUAGUAAUUCUAAAUACAACUGUUUUCUUCUGGUUGUGGAAAAAAAAAAGAUUUUUGUAAGAGUAUCUAAGAUCUAAUUGUUAGACUGAUCUAAUGAAAUGUUUCUUGUAAUUAGAAGCAGUAGUAGAGUUUGACAGCGGAGAAAAUAAAUGAGAAAAAUAUCUGCUUCAGAUGCCUUAACUUUUUAAUUACAUGUAUAUUAACGUUUCAGCAACAAAUAAAAUUAAUUGUAUUUCUUG